AUGUCAGCAGUUGAACGUCCAGCGGUCCGCCGUGAUCACCAUCCUACUAAGAGAGCUCAGUAUAUCUCUGAGACUCACAAGGACAAAGAAAAUCGCCAGCACCAGCAGGUCAAUAAGGCCCAGGAACAUCAAGAGAAGGCUUGUCAGAAGGCAAGCAAGGCUGCCGAACGCGAAGCUUACCAGAAUAAUACUGGACGCACUCAAGUCUCUGCAGUGACGUUGGGUAACGAUCCUGGGUUUUCAAGUCAAACUGUGUCAACACCUGCCAGGGGCCCAGACUUGGUUGCACGGAACAGUACAGUGCUGCUCGCGCCACACCGGGUCACAUUGAACAUGACUCCGCGUCUCAACACAUUGACACCAGAAAAAGCGGCUGAGCUGUUGCGACUGCAUGAGGCUGUGCUGGCAAAACAAGCAAUGAGUCCAGUUGCUGCAUUGUCUCGAGGUGGUCCCCACCCUAGUUUGGGCCUCAACAAUACUAUGACUCGCUCUCCUAGCCCAAUGGACGAGGCCCUAUUCGACGAAGCUAUUGAAGGCUUGGUCGACUUCAACAUGGAUGGGGACCAGGGUAAUGACUCGCUCGUAGCUGACAACAACAACAACUAUAUUGGUGAUGAAGGUAGUAGGUCUCCAUCCCCCAGCAUCGAAUGUGUGGGCAAAUAUUGCCGCAGAGCAUCUGACGGUGAUGACAACAACAAUGGGCCAGUGUGGAAGGCUGUCAAGAUCCAGGAAAGUAAGGGGCGGCCAAAGGCUGCCAAUUACGAACCAUUUGUUUGCACCAUCUUUGGUGUUGCAUGGGCCCUCUAUUGUGGCCGUCUCUGCAUGGAGGGUCCUAUGCCUGACCAUAUGCAGGAGGUGAUGUGGGCCAAGUUAGCAUGGAAAGAAGCAUGCAAGAGGUUACAUACUCAAGUUGCUUAUGAUGCAGAGAUUUUAAAAAUGAUCACUUCGCAAGGUUCCCACCUUCAUGGCAAAGUCAAGACUAAAGUCCGGCCAUAUGUCGCAGAUGAGUACGGGUUUGAGACGAGCACCAAGCAAUCUGUCAUUGAUCGCAAUAUCAUGCUCGCACGGGAACUCAAGAAGGAUUUUGCCUUCACUUGCUCCCCAAAUGGUAACAAAGGCUUAUACGGUGCCAAGAUUAUCCAGAAGGGGGUCAACACCAUAUGGUUCCGCGACAAGAAAGACAAAGGUGACAAAACUUUGAGUGAAGCGGAUGUGAUCUGUUAG
Molecule: messenger RNA, 1224 nt
Organism: Suillus paluster
Lineage: Eukaryota; Fungi; Basidiomycota; Agaricomycetes; Boletales; Suillaceae
Exons: 7
Coding region: 1-1224 (407 amino acids)
Source: RefSeq, a predicted model, not a curated record